UAAUAAGAAAAAAAAAAAGUAAAGAAGAUUGUACCGGUGAGAAAGGAGAAUAAGUGAGUUAGUUGUUGACUUGAGAGUUGGUUUGGAAAGGAAGAAUGGAGGAAGGAGUGAGGAGAUGGGUGGUGGACAUAUCAAAGUGGGACCCACAACCCUAUGAGUUCUCCUUCGCCCUCUCCCUCCUCCCAUCCCAAGAACACUCCUCUGUUACCAGGUUUUUCAAAAUGGAAGACCGUAAAAGAGCACUUAUAAGUCGAAUGCUUCAAUAUGCACUUCUAUAUGAUCUUGUCAAAAUCAAUAAACCUUUUUUCUCUCAACAUAAUUUUAUCAUUCAACGAACUUCCCAAGCCAAACCUUUUUUGGAUUUAUUGGAUUAUGAUAAAUUGGGUCUUACAUUCCCAAAUUUUAAUUUCAAUGUAUCUCAUCAUGGAGAUUAUGUGGCUAUAGCAUCUGAACCUUUAUGUCUUGUGGGGAUAGACAUUGUGUCCUUUGAUAUGCCGCAAGGUGAAACAGUUGCUGAAUUCAUUCAAUUCUUUUCAUCAUACUUUUCAACUUUGGAAUGGGAAAACAUAGUCAAUGCUGGCACUUCUAAUGAUGUAUUAAUUCAAUUUUACAGGUAUUGGAGCCUAAAGGAAGCAUAUGUUAAAGCCAUGGGAAGUGGGCUUAUUGAAGGGUUGAACAAAGUGGAGUUUUCUCACACGAACUGGACUAAUAUAUCAGCUACAAUGGAUGGGAAGGUUAUGGCUUUGUGGAGGUUUUGGUUGAUUGAACUUGGAGAAAGACACUGUGUGAGCUCCUCAUUAACUUUUAUUUGGUUUAUAACGUAUAUCCUACAACAUUAAACAGGUAGAGGGGAUGUAAUGCCUUUUUAUUUGCAUGAAAUUCCAUAAAAAAAAUUCCUUACUCUCAUGCCAUUGUUUUUGCAUCAAUAUGUUAGCAGUUGAUUUCCUUUCCCCUGAGUGAAAUUAAGAGGAACUACCAUCAUAAUGGCACUUACACACAUAGCAACAAUUCCUAGGAUAGUGUUUCAAUGAACGGUGCAUCAUAAAGUUCUACAAAUGGAUUACUUUAGAUUUCCAUUACAGAGACAAGAAACCCAUUUUGAUGGAUUUCGAGUUCAAAUUGGUAUAAAUUUUCAGGCAAGAAACCCAUUUAGAGUUGGAUAAAUUUUCACUGCCCUGUGAAGGCUAUUAAGGUAGUUCAAACAGCUGAUGUUGAAUGCAUUCUCAUGCAAAUUUGAAUACUCACGUAAUAUCUUUGUGAGAUGACUUGGAUGAAAACUUAUUUCAAGAUGUUCUAGUAGUAAACCUAAAAUCUACUAUCAAAAUUAAGAAUGGACUCAGCCUCAGAAAAAUGGAACUGGAUAUGUAGACCAAUAAGAGGGGGUAUACGUAUAAGAAAUUUGAGAUUUUUUAACAUAGCUGUUAGAUAAUGAUCGUGGACAUUAAAAACAGAAACAAAUAGUUUUCAUUUCAUGGUGUUAUUUCAUAAGUAUGGAUCAUGGUUGGAAGGAGUGAACUGUUCUAGUUCGUUAUGGUGGAGAUAUUUAAGUUCAAUUGAUACUGGUAUGGGAUAUAUGUUACAGUGGGCUGGUUCUCUGGUAUGUUGAAAAAAAUAUUGGAGAUGGGAGAGAUACUAGGCUGGACCCUUGGGUAGAGGGAUGUGUGUUGAGAGACUGGUUCAGUAAAUUUGAUGGAUUAGCGGAGGACAGAGAGGUAUCCGUUUCUGAGAUGUAUGGUAGCAAUGAAGGUGACGGAUUAGUGGUGGACAGAGCUCCAGGAAUAAAUGGUUUUUGGAAGAUUAGAGGAAGGACUAUAGUUAUUGGAUGCAUCAUGUAAUGGGAAGGAUGGUGACUAUAUGUAGAAUGUGUUAUGUACUGGUUUUGCCACUGCUGUAAGCAUUUCUUGUGCUUAUAUGUAGUGUGUUCAUAGAUUUCGGCCUUUUCAACAAAACAAAAAGAAGAAUGGACUCGACCUAGUCAGUAUAUUGAGCAGCCAAAUACAUAGCCUAUGUAGAAUCUUAACCCAAAAUCUACUCUCAUAAGUUGUACCAAGUUAAAAACAAACCAUUCCUAAAGUUAUGUUAGGUGAAAACAAAAGGAAUGGUAUUUUGUCAUUUCUCUAACCACUAAAAUUACAACUUCUAUAUCCAUCUCUCCUGUCAUGAAUUAUGCAUCUAAUUUUAAACUAUUGUAUCUUAAA
This is a messenger RNA of Medicago truncatula (barrel medic), 2198 nucleotides long. RefSeq names its product L-aminoadipate-semialdehyde dehydrogenase-phosphopantetheinyl transferase. The record is from RefSeq and is a predicted model, not a curated record. Bases 96 to 839 code for a protein of 247 amino acids. NCBI's taxonomy places the organism in Eukaryota, Viridiplantae, Streptophyta, Magnoliopsida, Fabales, Fabaceae. The transcript is spliced from 5 exons. Gene Ontology annotation, cellular component: cytosol. Gene Ontology annotation, molecular function: magnesium ion binding; holo-[acyl-carrier-protein] synthase activity.